Molecule: messenger RNA, 528 nt
Organism: Fibroporia radiculosa
Lineage: Eukaryota; Fungi; Basidiomycota; Agaricomycetes; Polyporales; Fibroporiaceae
Exons: 2
Coding region: 1-528 (175 amino acids)
Source: RefSeq, a predicted model, not a curated record
AUGGACGCAACCCCCGAAGAUGGUAUUCAUCUAGAGAUUUCUCGUGAGAUAGCCGAGUUAAAGAAGCUUAUCGAAGUUGGUGCGGCAGCAAGGAAGGCAGAUAUAGCAAGGCUAGAGGCGGAGCUAGACAAAGCCAAGGCAGACAAAGCCAAACUAGAAGCAAAGAUUUGUCAAGAUAUCUUGGACGUUCUCCGAAACCGGUUCCAGCAGCCUAACGCCCAGCGUCAAGCUUCCGCUGCAGCAGGUCGUGAUGGAGUCCAGGGACCACCUCGUCACACCGAUCCCUUAGCUCUGAAUCGCUUUCGCAACGAUCUACGCGACCACGGCGUCAAUCUAAGCCUCGAAUUGCUGGAUCUGCUGUGGAGCGACCCAUGCCAGCUCAGUGUUCAGUCUGGGGAUGCCGCAGGUCUCGCAAAAGACGAUAUUCGACAGAGUAUCCUACAGGAGUUGGAGUUAGGCACAUGGGAUGAUAACCAGAAAGAGGCUAUGAGGGAGCUGUUUCAGUUCGUGUAUAACGAGGAGUUAUGA